AUUUGUCUAAACAUAUUCAUAAACCAGAAGUAUUUCCUCGAUGCAGUUUGAAUUCACUGAGACGUGUGGAUAAGAGACGAGCACCCUGACUGCUGCUGGGCUGAUUGAGGUCUGAACUCUGAUCCACUUCCUCGUACGACACAUUUUAUCGAAUGCAUCCCAUCAUUCUUCUCUUUGUCAUUUCUCUGCUUCAAGCAUAUGAAGCCCGAGGCUCCGACACUGGGACUCCUGUAUUUGUGCAGAAGGGGAAGGAUCUGAUUCUAAACGUCACGGCUCCUGUUAAAUUAGUUGAAGACAGUGAAUUGAAAUGGAAAUUUAAUGGUUCAGGCAUGAUAAGAUUAUUUCAUGAUAACAAAAUAAAACUAUUUGACCCCUAUAAAGGAAGGGUCGAGAUCUUUCUCCAAAAUCACUCUUUGCUUUUGAAGAAGGUGCAACAAGCCGACAGUGGACUUUACAGUGCAGGCGUUUACGGGGACAAUGACACUUAUGUGGGUAAAUACAUCGUCACAGUUCAAGAUCCAGUGUCUCUGGUUACUGGGACAGUGGACUUACUCUCCUCCAGCUCUGACUCCUGUAACCUCACAGUGACCUGCAGCACACAGGACUCCCAUCACAUCAUCAGCACUUUUAGAUGUGACCCCAACACCUGCAGCCAUGAGGAGGGAGGAGAGUGGUCAAAGGUCACGACCUCUGGCUCCUCCCUCCGUGUCUACCUGUCCAAAAACUUCUCAGUUAUCUGUAGCCAUAGCAACCAGGUCAGCUCUGACGAGCACACAACAAUGAUUAGAGACUUUUGUUUCAAACAUCCUGGCUCUGACACUUGGACUCAUGUGUUUGUGCAGAAGGGGAAGGAUCUGCUUCUAAACGUCACAGCUCCUGUUAAAUUAGUUAAACGGAGUGAUUUUAGAUGGAAAUUUAAUGGUUCAAGCAUAAUAAGAUUAUUUCAUGAUAACGAAACAGAAAUAAUGAGCCCCUAUGAUGGAAGGGUCGUGAUAUUUCUCCAAAAUCAGUCCUUGCUUUUGAAGAAUGUGCAACAAGCCGACAGUGGACGUUACACUGCAGCUGUUGCUGCAACUGAAAUCAAUUAUGUGGGUAAAUACAGCGUCACAGUUCAAGAUCCAGUGUCUCUGGUUACUGGGACAGUGGACUUACUCUCCUCCAGCUCUGACUCCUGUAACCUCACAGUGACCUGCAGCACACAGGACUCCCAUAACAUCAACAGCACUUUUAGAUGUGACACCAACACCUGCAGCCAGGAGGAGGGAGGAGAGAGGUCAAAGGUCACGACCUCUGGUUCCUCCCUCUAUGUCUACCUGUCCAAAGGCGUCUCAGUUAUUUGUAGCCAUAGCAACCAGGUCAGCUCGGACGAGCACACAACAAUGAUUAGAAACUUUUGUUUCAAACCUCCUGGCUCCGACACUGGGACUCCUGUAUUUGUGCAGAAGGGGAAGGAUCUGAUUCUAAACGUCACGGCUCCUGUUAAAUUAGUUGAAGACAGUGAUUUUAAAUGGCGAUUUAAUGGUUCAGGCAUGAUAAGAUUAUUUCAUGAUAACAAAAUAAAACUAUUUGACCCCUAUAAAGGAAGGGUCGAGAUCUUUCUCCAAAAUCACUCUUUGCUUUUGAAGAAGGUGCAACAAGCCGACAGUGGACUUUACACUGCAGGCGUUUACGGGGACAAUGACACUUAUGUGGGUAAAUACAUCGUCACAGUUCAAGAUCCAGUGUCUCUGGUUACUGGGACAGUGGACUUACUCUCCUCCAGCUCUGACUCCUGUAACCUCACAGUGACCUGCAGCACACAGGACUCCCAUCACAUCAUCAGCACUUUUAGAUGUGACCCCAACACAUGCAGCCAUGAGGAGGGAGGAGAGAGGUCAAAGGUCACGACCUCUGGCUCCUCCCUCCGUGUCUACCUGUCCAAAAACUUCUCAGUUAUCUGUAGCCAUAGCAACCAGGUCAGCUCGGACGAGCACACAACAAUGAUUAGAGACUUUUGUUUCAAACAUCCUGGCUCUGACACUUGGACUCAUGUGUUUGUGCUGAAGGGGAAGGAUCUGAUUCUAAACGUCACGGCUCCUGUUAAAUUAGUUAAACACAGUGAAUUGAAAUGGAAAUUUAAUGAUUUGAACAUAUUAAGAUUACUUUAUAAUCACGAAAAAAUUAUGAUUGGCCCCUAUGAUGGAAGAGUCGAGAUUUUUCUUCAAAAUCACUCUUUGCUUUUGAAGAAUGUGCAACAAGCCGACAGUGGACGUUACACUGCAGUCGUUUUUGGGGACAAUGACACUUAUGUGGGUAAAUUCAUCGUCACAGUUCAAGAUCCAGUGUCUCUGGUUACUGGGACAGUGGACUUACUCUCCAAUAGCUCCGACUCCUGUAACCUCACAGUGACCUGCAGCACACAGGACUCUCAUCACAUCAACAGCACUUUUAGAUGUGAGGCCAACACCUGCAGCCAGGAGGAGGGAGGAGAGAGGUCAAAGGUCACGACCUCUGGCUCCUCCCCCCGUGUCUUCCUGUCCGAGGGCGUCUCAGUUAUUUGUAGCCAUAGCAACCAGGUCAGCUCUGACGAGCACACAACAAUGAUCAGAGACUUUUGUUUCAAACAUCCUGCCCCUGAACCACAGAGCAAUAUCAUCGCCUUUGUCAAUAUGACUGUCAUUAAGGUUUUGGUGAUAAUUGCCAUAUCAGCAGCUUUUGUUGGAUAUCGAAUAAAAGGAAAACAUGAAACUGAGGACAAGGAAAAUACAGUGUACGAAAAUGUUCAGGUCCAAAGCGUGAACACCACUUCUAGAUCAGAAUCCAACUGAUGAUGCUGCAGCUCUUUUUCCGUCCUCCAUCUAAAGCUUGAUUUCAUUCAGAACCAGGAGCAUCCGGAAAAGCUGCGCCCACUUUAAAACUGUUGUUGUGAAAUAUUUCAUACCUUAUUGAAAAAGAUACCUGAUGAAUGUUAAUAUGAAAUGUAAAUAUAGUGUUUCUUGUACAGAUGUGUUCUUAUUCUUUCUAAAGACCUGGUUCAACUCAUUUAUGUGAUGCAGCUUAAGCAGCUUUUCAAUGUUUAAAAAGACAAAGUUUGUAAAGGUUCUUUAAAUUGUUCCUUUAAGUUAAUCUCAAUAGAAUCUCGUGUAAUUACAUUUUAGAUUAUUAUAAUAAGAGAUUUUAUUUUUUAUUUUAUUGUACAUUGUGUGAAUUUAACCAAAUAUCCAUGAAAAACUCAAUAAAACCUAAAGUGAUUUUGGCUGCUAUUUUA
Messenger RNA from Pleuronectes platessa (European plaice), 3247 nucleotides. RefSeq lists its product as uncharacterized. The coding region runs from base 153 to 2807 and encodes 884 amino acids. Lineage: Eukaryota; Metazoa; Chordata; Actinopteri; Pleuronectiformes; Pleuronectidae. The transcript is spliced from 13 exons. The record is from RefSeq and is a predicted model, not a curated record.